Cyphellophora europaea CBS 101466 is the source of this 1227-nucleotide messenger RNA. RefSeq lists its product as uncharacterized. The transcript has a single exon. The record is from RefSeq and is a predicted model, not a curated record. Lineage: Eukaryota; Fungi; Ascomycota; Eurotiomycetes; Chaetothyriales; Cyphellophoraceae. The coding region runs from base 1 to 1227 and encodes 408 amino acids.
AUGGCCACCCACCCCGCCUGGAACCAGCACACCACCGCCACCCAAGUAGCCGGUACCUUCUCCUCCCGCAUCAAAGACCGCACUAUCCUCAUCAUCGGCGUCUCGCCCAAUUCCCUGGGCGCCUCCAUGGCCGCUGCCCUGGCGGCACACUCCCCCGCGCUCCUCAUCCUCGCCUCGCGCACAGCCAGCAACCUGGCCGCCGUCGCCGCCGAACUACCCCCAACUUGCCGCGUCGCCACCAUCCCCGUCGACCUCUCCAAAUACGCCUCCGUGCGCGAAGCCGCCGCCCAGAUCACCGCCCUCACGACGACAAACGGCAUCGACAUCAUCAUCAACAACGCUGCCAUCGUGCACCCCUCCCACAUCCUGACCACACCCCACCGCCACGAGCUGCAAUUCGCCACCACCUUUCUGGGGCCUUUCCUACUGACCAACUUGCUACUGCCCCAACUACUGACCGCCGCCGCCACCGCACCAAAUGCAGGCUCCACGCGCAUCAUUAACAUCACCUCCGACGGCCACCGCCUGAGCCCCAUCCGCUUCUCCGACCCGCACUUCACGCGCCCGCUGGCCGACCUGCCGGCCGACGAGCGCCCCGCGGCAUCGGUGCCGGCGGUCUUCCUGCCCAAGAAGCCCAAGACAGAAGAAGACGGACACACGCAGCAGCAGCAGCAUCAGCAGGAGCAGGACUCCUCCGACCCCCCCACCACCCCAGAAGCGGAACCCACAUACGCCCCCUUCCUGGCAUACGGACAAUCCAAGACGGCCAACGUCCUCUUCUCCGUCGCCAUCAACGCCAUGCUGAACCGCCACGGCAUCGCCGCCUUCGCCGUGCAUCCGGGCAGUAUCUGGACGGAGUUGAGCCGGAAUCUGGACGAGGAGAUGCAGCGCGUCAUCCGCACGACGGGCGGGUAUUGGAAGACGUUGGACGAGGGGGGCGCGACGGGGUUGGUGGCGGCGUUGGAUCCUGGGGCGGUAGGUGGUGAAGGGGGAACGGUGGGCGUGGAGGGAGUGUAUUGGAGUGAUUGUCAGGUUGAGGCGGGGAAGGCGGCGGGGCAUGCGGUGGAUGAGGGGGUGGCGGAGAGGUUGUGGGCGUUGGGGGAGAGGGAGGUGGGCCAGGGUUUUGAUGUCGAGGAGAUGGUGAGGAGGGUGCACGGGGAGGGUGUGGUGCCGGAGGGGAAGGCCACGGAGGCGGUCAAGGUCAGGACGAGGGAGGUCAGUCUCUGA